This is a messenger RNA of Notolabrus celidotus (New Zealand spotty), 2394 nucleotides long. RefSeq names its product LysM, putative peptidoglycan-binding, domain containing 4 (gene lysmd4). The record is from RefSeq and is a predicted model, not a curated record. NCBI's taxonomy places the organism in Eukaryota, Metazoa, Chordata, Actinopteri, Labriformes, Labridae. The coding region runs from base 247 to 1059 and encodes 270 amino acids. The transcript is spliced from 4 exons.
AGUAUUGCAUCUGUCUCUCCAAAUUAUUUUGGAAACAGCACGAAGAAGACAUGAGCUAACCAGCAGCUAGCUGUGCCACAAGUUUCUACAAUGUAAGCAAGCCUUGUGAGUGUACUCUGGGGGGAGGACAGUGACUUGGAGUCCUGUUGCGAAAGCUUUUUUGACAAGUUCCUGUUUGAAAGAGAGCUUAACAUUGUGAGAGAACACGUCAUCCUAGAAGGAGAUUUUCUAUCAAAGGCUUACAUUAUGCGGCGGGGGGAGCACGCUGCACGGGCUUUCCAGGCCCCUGUGGAUGUCCAUGCCAGUGCAGAUGGACAGGUUUACAUGUUCAGGAGGUUGCCCAAUGAGUCUGCUGCAUCCUCAGAUGAAGAAGAGCUCACUGUCAUGGAGAUGAGGCCUCGCCUUUUCAGAGAGUAUGAGCAGGACAGACUGAGGAACGUGCAGCUCCUAGAGCGGGAGGUCUUAGAUGGUGACAAUCUCAACAAGCUUGCACUACAAUAUGGUUGUAAGGUGGCCGAUAUAAAACGAGUGAACAACCUUAUGCAGGAACAAGAUUUAUUUGCUCUGAAAUCUAUCAAGAUACCUGUUCAGAAACACAGCUUUUUAACUGAGGCGGCUUACACAGACCUCAGUGAACCUCAAGAGGAAACGCCACAUUCAUCCACCUCGCUAGUGAAGCCUGAGGACACAGCCAGAGGCCAGACACAUCUAAAGGAGGUCACAGACUUUCUAAUGGAGGUGGACCAGGAUAUUGAGAAACUGAUUCAGACCACAGAUGAUCAAGACGAGGAUUUUUUAGAUAAUUUGGAGCGCCAGCAGAAGUCAGGUUUGAAAGGAAGGAGCCUGACCGGUCACGGUGCGGACUGGGGGAUCCAGUGGUGGAACGCUGUAGUGGCCAUGCUUCUUAUAGGCAUCGUCCUGCCAUUAUUUUAUGUCAUUUAUUUCAAAACAAAAGAUAAUGGGGUAGUUUCACCAACAAAUGGCAGUGUGGUCACGCAGGCUUCUAACAUUUCUUCCAACACAUCAGGGAUGGGUCUUGUUACAAGAGGAGCUAGAUAGUACAGACUUCAAACUCAUAAAACCAGAGUAUAUAUUUUUUAAGAAAGUUGAGUUAAAUGGUCCUAGAAGCAAGACGAAGCAAAACAUUGUAACUUAAGUGCAAUACCACCACAUAUCUAUUUUACACCAGCAAUAUAAACCUUGUAUAUGACAACUGUGAUGCUUGAUGCAAAUGCCCUUAUGACUGUGUUGAAGGGAGAUCGCUCUGCACAGUUCGCUCUUUUUGUUUUCGCAAUUUAAGACCCCAACAUCUUUAUCUCAUUUAGAUAUGCUAUUUGGGAUAUUAUUCUUUACACUCUCAGUCUUUUACUUUGAGACCUGUAAUGAAGUCAGUUCGAUCAAUUUGAAACCCCUAAAUUGAGCCCCACCAAUGUGGUAUUUUCAGACAAAUACAAAAGGAGUUAAAAUCUUUGACUUUUAACAUCACCUAUACAAUGAAUCAUUUUAACUUGAAUUAACUAAGAGGGGUUUUUUUUUGUUUGCAUAUUUUUAUCAUAGAUGUCAUCCCAGUUUUGCACUUGUUGCUGGGUCUUUAAUACUAAUAAUAAUAUAUCUAUGAUGGGCCUUUACCAGCCAGCCAAUGUAUCAGUGGGGCUUAGUGUUAUUUAUUAUCUUUCUUAUCUGGGUUAUGCAGACACUUAUUUCUGUGAAGGCCUAAAAAUGACUUGCCAUUUCUCCAGUGCCUGUUGUCAGUGUUAACGCGCCAUCCAGUUUAAUCAUAUGAGUGUUAUAUAUCAGGUACAGUCUAGCACAUCUGUUGAAAAAGUUUAAUAUUUUCAACAUUCUGCCUAAAAAUCUUUAGAUGUGAGAAAUGAUAUGACCCCGGUACUAAAUCUUUGUGAGGUUAAACUGUAUUUGACACGGGUUUGAGCAUUAUUUGUGUGCCUUGUUAACUUAUUUUUGCGUCUGUGUGUUUAUUGUUAAGUUAUUGCCCUACACCUCACAUCUGUUCUCUACUACGUCUAGGUACAAUGCUAAAAAAAGUUAUGUUUACAGAAUUAAUUUGAUGCAAUACACCUGAUCGUAUUGGAUGUGUUUGUGUUGAUUUGACAUUUUGUAAUCAUAGAAAUAUAAAUAAGAUGAACAUUUUUGAAAAUGACGUGUAGUCACGUGUAAGUUACUACAAUGGACGGUGAUAAAUCAAAGUGCCUUAAACUUUUUGUAGUAUUACAGUCGGUCUUACAUUGUGAGUUUGAGUGGCUUGUCCAAUGCACUUUUAAAAUAAAGAAUUUUAAUGCAGAUAUUUUAUUGAUAUAUCUUUCAAACAUUUCUGUGAAUUUGUCUACCAAUUUGGAUGGGAAAUUGACACAAUAAAUGUGCAAGGAUGUUUCUUCA